Messenger RNA from Oryzias melastigma (Indian medaka), 1630 nucleotides. Its product is annotated as macrophage mannose receptor 1-like. The coding region runs from base 1 to 1401 and encodes 466 amino acids. The transcript has 8 exons. NCBI's taxonomy places the organism in Eukaryota, Metazoa, Chordata, Actinopteri, Beloniformes, Adrianichthyidae. The record is from RefSeq and is a predicted model, not a curated record.
AUGGAAAGGUUUCUGCUCAUCUUUGCUGCUUCAGCUCUGAGUGCAGUUUCCUCUCGGCCUGCACGCCAGUACCACGUCAUUCUUGACCCAAUGAACUGGAUUGAAGCCCAGCGUUACUGCCGAGAGAAAUUCACUGACCUAGCAUCUGUGGACAACACGGAUGAUGUGAACAUCCUGAUGAACAUGGGACUUCCAACUACCCUGGUAAAGUUUAAGAGCUCCUCAAAACUUUUCCAGGAACCGGGACGCAGAGCACUCCAGUAUCCUAACUCUGUACCUGUUUGCGUCCGGUACCGCAUCCGUUACUGGGUUAAGACACCUUGGAUUGGUUUGUAUUACGAUGGCGGCACGUGGCAGUGGUCGAUGACAGACAAAGAUUUCUUUAAACCUGAUGGGGCUAACUACAGAAACUGGACUCCUGGUGAACCCAGCAGUGACUGGAACAACGUGCAGUGUGUGUACAUGACAGCCAAUGGACAGUGGAACGAUGCUUCUUGUGAAGGGGCAAAAAAACCAAUGUGCUCUGAUGUGAGAGGGUCAAAUGUGACAUUCGUCCACAUUGACACCUUCAUGACAUGGCCUGAGGCCCAGAAGUACUGCAGAGAGCAUUACACGGACCUGGCCAGUGUCAGAAGUUCUGCAGAAAACCAGAAGAUCAUGGAUCUUAAACCUGCCGAAGAAGAUGUCUGGAUCGGUCUUUCUAAAACUAGCUGGACGUGGUCGAAUGGGAGUACGACCACAUUUUACUACUGGAAUGAUGGUGAACCAAAUGACCAAACAGCCGUUUGUGCCAUGAUGUUAUCUCGAAAACUUGGAAAAUGGGUGGAUGCCACAUGUGAACAACAGAGGCCAUUCAUUUGCCAUGAGGGGAGCAGCGCAACAUUUGUCCACAUCAACAUUUCCAUGACAUGGACUGAGGCUCAGAGCUAUUGCAGAGGACAUCACACAGACCUGGCCAGUGUGAGGAACAUGGAGGAGAACCAGAAGAUCAUGGGAAUAAAACCUCCUGGAGGACAAGUCUGGCUCGGCCUGCGCACCGGCACCUGGGCGUGGUCAAGUGCGAGCACUGCUGUGUAUAGAAACUGGGCAGAGAGAGAACCUAAUGACAGUGGAGAUUGUGUGGUGGCAAACUUUGAUGAUACUGGAAAAUGGGAGGACUGGAACUGUAAUGAUAGCAAAGCAUUCAUUUGCUACCAUGAUGUGGUCAUUAGUCGUCUGCCCAAGCUGGUGGUGAAACUGAGUGUGCAGAAGAGCGUCUCUCUGGAUCUAGAUGACCUGGUGGUUCUGAAUUCCAUGCUGCAGCAGCUCACACAGAAGCUGAUGGAGCGCCCGGCGAACGGAAAGGUCAAGCUGAGCUGGAGGACGCGGUCAGAUGGAAAGAUCUUCCACAAGCGUACAUAGUAUGAAACAGGAGAAAGGCUUUUCUCCUAAAACAAGUGACCGUAGACGGUCUAAGAAGUGUGUUCCAUGGCUUUAAAAUACUUAAUGUUGUCAUUUUAGAUUAAGUGUAGCUUUAGCAGCUCAUAAACAACAAACCCUUUAACACCUGAGGCGUCGUCGGUGAUGCCGAGUUUUGACCCAACAGAACCUUAUGAUUCCUUGGAGGACAUGUGUCAAAGUCAAGGCAGCC